Molecule: messenger RNA, 1338 nt
Organism: Prunus armeniaca (apricot)
Lineage: Eukaryota; Viridiplantae; Streptophyta; Magnoliopsida; Rosales; Rosaceae
Source: the annotation of a GenBank genome assembly
AUGGAACCUGCUCAGCCCACAUCAACCUUCAGCAACCCACCACCACCAGAAACACCAGUAUUGGAGAAUGAUGAAGCAGAAUACGGCCAAUAUGACUGUGAUGAGUAUCUGAUGCCGAAACCAUCAGAGUGGUUCCCAAAGCUUGUAUCUUUUCAAGCAGAUUUAAUUUACAACUGCAUGGCCACUCUGUCUGCCCCCAUUUUCUCCCUCUUGUCCGUGGCCUCUGAGUCUUACCACCAAGUCGAGCAGACCAAAGACACCGUUGAAUCCGCCGUCCACCAGGUUCCCUCUACCCUCACACAUGGCAGCACCAUCCUCCUCAAGAAGCUUGGUUUUGGGUUGCUUGGGGCUGCUUAUGUCUGUAUGGUUUUGGUCGUGGUUUUGAUUCUAUCUUUUCUUUUGGGUGUUGGGUUGGUCAAUCUUUGGGUGGAGGAGCCUGUGUUUGUGAGAGACAGGUUGCACUUUGAUUACACUGACCCUCAUCCAACGGCUGUCUUUGCUUUUGGUGGGGUUCCUGUUGGACACACUUUUUAUGUCUCUUUGGUCCUAUUGAUGCCUGAAUCUGACUUCAAUAGGGGCAUUGGGGUCUUUCAGAUGAGUGCAGAACUAUUAUCAGUGAAUGGUGAUGUGAUUGCAAAGUCAAGCCAGCCCUGCAUGUUACGAUUUAGGAGCCUCCCGGUUAGACUCACACGAACAUUUCUUAUGGGCGUACCGUUGCUACUAGGAAUCUCUGGAGAAACCCAGAAGUUAACCAUGCAAAUACUCGAGCAUAAGGAAGGGCAUUUUCCAAGAACCCAAGCCAUAAGAGUAACUUUAUUACCAAGAGCUGGAACCUCGUAUCUUCCCCAGUUGUACGAGGCUGAAAUUUUAUUGAAUUCCCAGCUGCCUUGGACGAAACAUUUGGUGCGCAGUUGGAAGUUGACUUUUUACGUCUGGACCUCUUUAUAUACCUAUGUUUUGUUCCUCAUAAUGCUCAUACUUUUCUGCAAGCCACUUUUGCUGCCAAUGACAAUGAUCACAGCUACUGCCGCAGCAAAUGUCAGUGACCAAAGUUACACCGAGACACAAUCACAAGCCACAUCUCGACCACGACGACGCCAUAGUAGGGAAUCACAAGCCCCAUCUAGAGACGUUGAAAGUGAGGAUGUUCAAGAGUUGUUGAGGAAAUGGCAACGCAGCAGAAGCAAAAGAAAGGCAAUGUAUUUGCAACCUGAGGAUUUGGAUUUGGGAGCUGCGGAAACUAUUGGCUCAUCUGCAGCCUCAACAAUUAGUAUUACCAGAGAAGAUGCAAGUGUAGCUGCUGAAGAUGUUGGGGACUUGGAAUCAGUGUGUUUAUAA